Staurois parvus is the source of this 473-nucleotide messenger RNA. The record is from the annotation of a GenBank genome assembly. NCBI's taxonomy places the organism in Eukaryota, Metazoa, Chordata, Amphibia, Anura, Ranidae.
AUGGGCCCCUGUACCGCCUCCUCAUGCUGCUGCCAGGCCCGUAAUCUGCCAUGGGCCCCCGUACCGACUCCUCAUGCUGCUGCCAGGCCCGUAAUCUGUCAUGGGCCCCUGUACCGCCUCCUCAUGCUGCUGCCAGGUCCAGAGUGUGUCAUGGGUCCCUGUACGGCCUCCCAUUGCUGCUGUCUCCAUCGCCACACUCUGCCAUGUGCCACACUUUCAGGUCUCCUCACACUGCUGGUGGGUUCCAUUUUGUCAUAGGGUGCUGUAUGGCCUCCCAUUGCUGCUGCCUCCUCCGCCACACUGUGGCUCCACACUCUGGUUUUGGCCCCGUGACUGCCCAAAUGAGUGAAGUGUGCGGUGAUUCUAAGAUCGACGGCACUCAUCUGCAUGUCAUACUGACUGACAGUAUUAUUUCUCUUCCCCAGCAGACUCCAAGGGCAUUUAAAUUAAAGGUACAGUGUUCUGCACUAAUA